UUUGCUUUCACAUUAUUUUUAGAACGAGUUGUUUUUCGCGACUAUUCUUUGUAUUUACAAUUUGUAUAUUAAACUAGUUCGGUGUUUUAACCUUAGAUAUUUUUAAGUAUAAAAUGUGAAAAAUAAGCCGAAAGUAAAAUGAAAGUUUUUCUGUUUUUAGUAUUAUUGCUAGGUUCUUAUGGAGAAGACGUUCUUGAUAAUGCCAAAAAGGAAAGCACUGAGCUAUCCAGAACACUAGAUGAAAGACCCUUACUCUUUACCACUCUUGGUGGUGGUAUGAUAGCUGUGGAGCCUCAUACAGGAAAUAUUAUUUGGAAACUCAAGGAUGAACCAGUUGUAAAGGUCCCAAAUCAGGAUGACAAUUUGAUACCACAAUUCCUCCCGGAUCCACGACAUGGAUCCUUGUAUAUGUAUGGCCCGAGAGGAGACAAGCAAAUGCUCAAGAAAUUACCAUUUACAAUACCAGAGUUAGUGGCUAAUGCCCCAUGUCGAUCUACAGAUGGAAUUCUGUAUACAGGGAAAAAAAUAGAUACUUGGUUCAUGCUUGAUCCAACAACUGGAUAUAGAGAACACAUUUCAGGUUUCGACAGAUCUCAGUUAUUCAAUAGAGAGGAUGCGCCGACAUGCCAGCUGGACAAGAAGCGUAGUGUGUACAUCGCGCGAACGGAAUACAACAUUCUGAUGCACGACUCGAAGCAUGCUAACCACAAGUGGAACGUCACCUUCUACGAUUACACGUCGCACGCUAUGGGCAAGGAGAUGCUGAACGACUAUGGUAUAAUACAUUUCACGUCAACGUCAAACGGGCGUGUAAUGUCGUUUGAUCGCAAGACCGGCGACCUAGUGUGGUCUCACCAUCUCGAGACUCCAGUUGUCGCCGCCUACUUGCUAGACAGAGACGGCCUGAUUUCCGUGCCUUUCAACUCGAUUGGCGACGACACGCUCGACCAUAUCAUGGAGGAUGCAACCACGCUAAGAAACGGGCAAGGCAUUAAGAAUUCUAAUAUUGAAUUGUAUCCAACGUUGUACAUCGGCGAACAUAAUCACGGACUAUAUGCCCUAUCGUCACUGGUUGACAAGAACACAGUGACAAUAUCGACCGGCCAGGCAAGGCCCUUGCUCAUCGACGGACCCACCAGCGAGACCAAGCUGCAAGAAACACUCGAGCCAUUCAAGAACGUCCACUACCAACUCAACGAUAUAAACCUACACGUCACACCGCCUUACCUACUCUUGGGUCACUACAAAGUCCCGGAGCUAACGACCUCAUGGAUGCCACAACUGCCAAGUGUGAACAUUCCGAAACGCGACGAUAAUUCACUGAGACUAAUAAACGGCGAAGUGAGCGAAUCUGACGAGAAUGAGACGAUUUUGAAAUCGAAUUCUAUAUCUGUGUCGGUACAGACUGAUGACUUGUUCAGUGAGUUCCAGUUCAGACCGGAUUUAUGGUACAAGCGGGUUUAUAUGUGGAUGAACCAACAGGAGAAUAAAGCGUUGAAGUUCGCUCUAAUCAUUCUGAUGGGAUUGGUGGUCGCGAUGUUCUGGUAUCUCCGUUUGCAGGCUCGCGAAUUCCAACAGUUGUCUCAGGGUGGUUCCCGAGGGUCCAACGUGUCUACGUCAUCCACGGGGGAGGUCACCGGUCACCUAGAAGACGUGGGAGAGGGGGAGGUGAGGAUCGGGAAGAUCAGCUUCUUCACCAACGAGAUCCUGGGCAAGGGCUGUGAGGGGACUUUUGUGUAUAGAGGGACGUUUGAUAAACGCGCGGUGGCUGUGAAGCGCCUGUUGCCGGAAUGUUUUACGUUUGCGGACCGCGAGGUGGCGCUGCUCAGAGAGUCGGAUGCGCACGCGCACGUUGUUAGGUACUACUGCACGGAACGCGACAAACAAUUUAGAUACAUAGCUUUGGAAUUGUGCUCGGCGACGCUACAGGAUUACGUCGAGAAGAAGUUAACCUUCGAGUGCAAAAUUGAUGCGGUGGAAGUGUUGAGACAAGCCACGUUGGGACUUUCACACUUACAUGCCAUGGAUAUAGUCCACAGAGAUGUAAAGCCCCACAACGUUCUCUUAUCGAUGCCGAGCGGCUCAGGAGAAGUCCGAGCCAUGAUAUCCGACUUUGGUCUCUCCAAGAAGCUCAACAUUGGUCGCGUUAGUUUCUCAAGACGAUCCGGGGUCACGGGCACCGACGGCUGGAUAGCGCCGGAGAUGAUCAAUGGAGAGAGAACGACAACAUCAGUGGAUAUGUUCUCUCUGGGCUGUGUGUUCUACUACGUGCUGUCGAGAGGACACCAUCCAUUCGGAGACGUGCUGCGGAGACAAGCCAACAUCCUCACGGGGGAGUACAAGCUGGAUCAUUUGGAUAAAGUCCUUCCAGAAGAAGAGUUACCGCUGACAAAAAUAUUGAUAAGGUCAAUGAUAUCUGAGAGAGCUAGCGCUCGGCCGCCGUGCGAGACUGUACUCAAGUAUCCCAUGUUUUGGGGCAAGCAGAGUAUAUUGAAUUUCUUACAGGAUGUAAGUGAUCACGUGGAGAGCAGUGGCGCGGGGGCGGAGCACCCUCUGGAGCUCGGGGGCGGCGCCGUGCUACGCGGCGACUGGCGCGCGCGAGUGUGUAGCACCGUAGCCAACGACCUACGAGCGCGACGCACGUACCGCGGCGACCGCGUGGCGCAUCUACUACGGGCCAUCCGCAACAAGAAACACCACUAUAGAGAAUUGGAAUCGAACGUUCGAGAAAGUCUCGGAAAGGUUCCAGACGGUUUCAUAACCUACUGGCUGCAGAGGUUUCCCCUCCUGCUCCCACACGUGUGGUUACAAAUGCAACAGUACAGGAACGAAGACAUCAUGCAAGGAUACUACCCACACACAUACACAUUCAACAGGGAUGACGUCAUAGAGCUCAAUAUAGACGUGGACUUAGAGCCGUGCGAAGAAAACAAUGAUUUGUUUAUCAAAAGUAAAGUGUUUAUACACGAGAAUGCAGAGAGAAAAGUGUACAGAAAAGAUUCGCCCAAGAAGCGGCUGGAUUGGAGGUAUGAAAACGGCGACGCAAGAACGAAUGAUGAUGUAAGAUUGAAUGAUGGUUAUUUUAGAAAGAAAGAGCGGAAGAAAGAAAAUGUGCCUAUAUGGACAUUGCCACCGCAGUGAGGUUUUAUUUAGGAUAGUUGAUAGUUGGUACAAAUACAUAAGUUGGGUCUAUUCUACGUAUUGAAAUUUGACCUAACACACUCGAUUGAAUGAGUUAAUUGCACGUACAAAUCGUUUAGUUAACUUACGACCGAUCUUAAUAUCCAAUCUCCAGUUCAAGAUUAGUUAGAAUUAUGUCAUCUGUCAAUUGACACUAAAUCUGCGUUUCAAUACGUCAAUCUUAAUUUUUAAAUCCUUAAUAUAUUAUUUAUUGUAAACACUUAUUUGUCUAAAUCAAAAUUUAGAUAGUUCGAAAAAGUCAUCAAUAUGUUCUAUCGUUUAUUGAAAUGCCAUGAGCAGAGAAAGGGAUAACCGCCAUUUUAAGAUUGCUAUUAAAAAAUAUAAAAAUCAGCCGUUUAUCCUCUUGCGUGCGUACGCACACUCUUUUUUAUUUUUUUCGAUUAUUAAUAAUGUAAUGGACGCAGGAAAUAUAAUCGAGUGCCCCACGCAUUUGCCAUGCAUGAAGGUUUUAUAUUCUUUAAUGUCUCAUAAAACGCACAUGUAUUUUUAAAUAUUUUCUUUUUUUUAUAUAAAUGAUCGUCACAUCUUAGAUAGAUGAAAUAUAUAUCUAUAGUUAGGAAGGUAGAUACUAAUAUAUUAAUAUUUAUGUAUAUUAUUAGGGUUUAAGUUGAUUAUUGAUUAGGAAGUGCAAUGCGGUGUUUACAGCACAUAGCGAGAGAUAUUGUUAGUUUUAAGAAUUUAUUGAUUUAAGUAUUUAUUAUUUUUUUUGUUUUGUUUUUAUUAUUUUUAGACAAUUUUAAAGUGCAAACCGCACAACAUUAAGAUAUGUAAAAAUUUAAGAAUUUUGCGGAAAUCCAUAAUUUUCCAAAUUGAACAUUGAAAUUAAUUUGGGAUUGACUGUAACAUAGAACUUUUCACCUAUGUCGGUUUAGCUUUUUAAUCGGAAUUCAAUGACAAACACGUAGUUGUAUGUUAUAUAUUUACAUGGAAACUGCCGAUUGAAAUGGUUCCAUACCCGAACUUCUAAAAAGGUCAGAACCUUUUUGGUUGAAUGCAAUAUAUGAGUGUUAUUUUUUACUUGUGGCUUAUACUAUAAUCUAUCUGGGCAUGACUAA
Molecule: messenger RNA, 4256 nt
Organism: Leptidea sinapis
Lineage: Eukaryota; Metazoa; Arthropoda; Insecta; Lepidoptera; Pieridae
Gene: Ire1
Product: serine/threonine-protein kinase/endoribonuclease IRE1
Exons: 14
Coding region: 139-3141 (1000 amino acids)
Biological process (GO): protein phosphorylation; mRNA processing; intrinsic apoptotic signaling pathway in response to endoplasmic reticulum stress
Cellular component (GO): IRE1-TRAF2-ASK1 complex
Molecular function (GO): RNA endonuclease activity; protein serine/threonine kinase activity; ATP binding
Source: RefSeq, a predicted model, not a curated record